UUUGCAUAUAAUGUUUAAUAGGGUAACCACGUUAAAUAAACACAGUUCCUCACAGGAGCUUUAAAGAAAUACUUCACACUAAUUUGAAAGACUUUAUUUCCAAAUGAAAUUACGAAAAUAUUCAAAAGUUUUGUACAAAAGGCAUUAAAACAUAGUGGAUUAGUCUCAUCUUUUGCCAUAUUGGAUUGGUUUUGAAACCUUAGAUGUUACUUUGGGCCAUGGGAAGCUGUCCGAUUUAAUUAUUUAUAAGGUUUUAGUUUUUUGUGGACUAAACAAAUUUCAGCUGGAAAGAUGAAAAAGUGAAAGCUCCUGACAGGUUUGUACUCUGUUGAUGCUUUAAAAAUUGAACCGUUGCAUUUUGCUGUGUCCUACAGAAAAAAGGACAGUGACAUUUUCUGCUGGAGGUACAGUAGUUGGUUUUUUUUUUCAAGAAUCACCAGGUUUGAAAAGCUGCUGAAAAGUUCAAUAUGAGUCAAGGAGGUUCAUUGUUAAUUUAACUUCUUUGCUCCACAGACUCAAAUCUGAGGAAUAAUUCAACAGAGACGAUUUUCUUUUCUCAUGAACAAAUGAUGAUCUCUGAAACAAGAGGAUGUGUCCGUGGCUGGAUGGAAGUAUUUUUGUGAUGUUGUGCAAAAAAAAUAAUCGAAUAAAAAAGCUAAAAAAAGAGGGUUCAUGUGAGAUUGCUUUUUUCCUACCCGAGAAAAAAAAACCCUGAGAGGAUCUUUUUAUUUUAGACAAUGAAGUCUCCACUGACCUUUCCUGUCCUUGCCUCUGCUCUAUAAGCUCAGCCUGUUGACAGCAAUGUGAACCUGUGCUUUAAUGUACAAUCAAACACACACGUGGUAAAUCCUGACCUUCCUGAUUUAACACAGUCCGGGCUGCAGGGUCACCGUCAGUGUCAGGGCUGAUUUAGAGGGAGCCAGCAAGCAAGGGGGCACCCCUAAUCCUUGAGAUAAAUCUGCAGCAGCUAAGCCACAAUCAACCACAAUGUUUGGAUCAACACGGCGAUGCAAAAUAUCUUUAAUUAGGUUAGAGGCAAGAGACUAAGUAGAAGCUGCAUGACUUUUGAUUUGAUUUUUUUUUUUCCUGGUGGAAUCUACAAGUGGUGGUUAAAUUUUUUAAACAUUAAACAAUUUUGCUUUAAAUGUAUGUUUGCAUUUUGAUAAUGUUAAAAAAAAGGUUUUACAUUUCUGUGAAUGUCCACAUUUCACUCCUCUUACAGCACACUUAAUUCGCUCAUCAGAAAUUUGUUCUGACGAAUAAAACAAGUACAAACAAAUAUUGUGUUUGUUGAUUUGUUGAUGAGAAUAAAUCCAUACUAGCCUGAAUAUAGAGUAAUCCUGACAAAAAGAUGACCUCUCUACACUUUUGAUGACCAGAUCUUGUUUUUAUAAUUAAAACAAUUGAACUAACAAUAAUGAUAAAACUUAUUAAAUGUUUUUUAAAUUAUUAUGUCGCAUUUAAAUCAAUUAAACAUGAUCAUGGGAGUAAAUGAAGAGCUUAUGGUAUCAGUAUUUUACUGUCAUGAAGAUUCAAAUAACUUUCGGUUUAUAGAGCCUAGUAAUAGAGAUACACACAUUUCAAGACACGCUUUUCAGACAUGAUAAAGAAAUAAUCUUUUAUAAUAAAGGCAAUAGAAGAAGAAAACAGAGAAAAAAUAGCAAUGAAACUGUAGAAAAAAUAUGGAAGCCUCAUGAUGCCCUCCUCCUUGGUUGUAUUAUUUACGUGUUGAAUGUUGUGUUUGAAAAUUCAUCAAACAUGUGAUGUAACAACAGUUUCCUGUUGAUGGUGAAUCAAACAGGUGCAUCAUUUCUGUCUCAGCUGAGAAUAUUUAUCAGUGCAUUCGGAAACAACCAGGACAUACAUAUAAUCAUCCCAUCUAAAUAACCGUCUUUAAUUUAUUCUUACAAGAAAACAACAAACGUGUUCCUCAAAUGAAAAAAAUAAAAUGUAUAACAUCAAUAAUAUGAGCCAAUAAGUCCUCACAAAUAAACCACCCCGGACAUAGCCAGCCAAUUUAGCGAGCACGGAUCUAAUUCUAGAUUUCACCCUAAUCAAAAAAAAUGUAAUUAAUUAAUCAGAUAAUUCACUGCCACGCAUGGCAGGACACACAUCUGUGCAGCCGUAAUGGGGAGGGAGAGAGAGGAGGCGAGCGGAGCAGCUCUGGUGCUUCCCCGUAGCUCACUCGUCAACACUGCUGGAAUCCAGAGCAGCUUUAAUAAAAGGGUCCAGCUCUCCCAGACGCUCAGAUAACCUCUCUUCUACUGUACGGCUGCCCUCAGCAUGUGAGUACAGUGCAGUGUGUCGAAGGAGCCCAGAGAUCUGAGGCUGUCUGAGGUAACAGAGAUGACAUGAGGGAGGCAGCGCCUGUACAAGGCAAACAUAAACUGUGCCACUUCAUCUGAAAACAAUGGGGGACAGGACACUGAGUGUGCUCUCAUCCACAUCUCCAUUGUCUGCCCUCCUCUUUUACUCCUCCUCCGAGCAUGGAGCAUAAGCGGGGUGAAAGAGGGGAAGGGGAGGGGAGGAGAAGGGGGAGAAGCAGUGGGGGCAGUGGGGGUCUGGCUGUGUUCUUUCUCCUCUGUCUGUGUGCGAAUGCACAGACGGUUCAGUAGUAAUUUGAUGUGUGUCCCUGGGGACAUUUGAUGGAUUAAAGCUAAGCAGCUCCAUUUCGCAGCACCACCUGAUCUUCCACUGCCUGUGCCCCAUAUAAAGGCUGGCGUGAUUGCUGAUCUCAGCUAGUCUGACAGUCUCUCUCUCCCUCCUCUCUCUGUCUGUCUCCAUCUCUUCUCUUCCUCACUGGUCCCUUAAGCCUGCUGCAUCACAGGAGCUAUCCAGUGCUGAACAGGAUCGCUUUUAUUUUUUAUUUUUUUAUUUUUCCGGGGGAAGCUGGGGGAGCCAGAGAGUAUCACACAGCAUUGCCGUCAGCCUUGUUCUCCACCGGUUUCCAUUUUCUUUCUUAUCUUAUGUUUUUGGCCGUUGUCUUCACAUUAACCGCAAGGAUUACCGUCAAGCCAGCUCAGCGCGCCUGCUUCCUCAGAGGGUCUCUUUUAUUUUCGCUCAUGCGUUUUUCUCAGCUCCGUGUUUUUAUCCAUUGAACCAUGCCCCGCUCAUUUUUGGUGAAGAAGAUCAAGCUUGAUGAUUUCUCUUCGUCCAAUGUGGCCACCUCCAAUCAUCACCACCACCUGGACGACUCGUUCACUUUUGCACGCUCCAUCACAGACUCGGUGACCAGCCUUGGGGUCCGUCUCAGUGAGAAUGGUGAGUUAACAUGCCUCCAGUCUGCCUGGUUAAAGAUGUGUAAGCGCUCCUACCUGUAGACAGCUCCACUGCUGAUUUCAGCAUGCCUGACAUUUCCACACUUAGCACAGAUGGCAUCCUCUUUUGUUUUUGUGUCGGGUGAGAUUUUCCUCAGCUUCAGCCAAUAACAUGCUCAUAGUGUGUAAAUUAGUGUGAGACGUUACACGCUGCCAGCUGAUUUUUGCAUUAAUAUCCUCAAUAAUCCUCUCCACUGGCACCCCACCCCCAUCACCCCGCUCCCAGACUUUUGUUUUUUGACUCCAGUGAAGGACAGACACAAUUCAGGUCACAGUCGCGGAUUAGCUUAUGUAAAUAGGGAACAAAACGUGUGUAUAAUCAGGAGAAGCUCCGGUUACGUAUUUGUAUGACUGUACCAAUCCUGUAUUGGCUGAACAGACAAAUGCUGACUUUAUCUGGCCAUCAUGUGGACUAAAAAAUUCAUGAAUAUGAGAGAUGAGUAUCAGAUGAUACAUUUGUCCUUAGCUGUUAUUGUCCUUGAGUUCCCAUCACGGUCCGAUCCUCCCUUGCCCCCCUCUUCCCAUCCAAAUGGAGCAUGCACAGUCUCCCCACCCCCAUCGCUCCACUACAUCUUUCUCUUCCUUCCGGGCAUUCGAAAACUAGCAGGGGUUAGAGUUUCAGCCGUACAGGCCUAUCGUCGCCACAAGAGACAUCAACACACUGUACAGUAUGGCCGGGAGGGAGGUGGGGAGCAAAGGGAAGGAGAAAAAGGAGACAAAAAUGCUUGAGGCAGCAAUGAGGCAGAUCACGUGAUGGAGGUUGUACAGUAAACAUGAAGAAAGGCACAUAGCUGCACUGUGGUCAGCACACGGCGGGCCGGCCACAGGAAGCUCCAGUCUGAGCCGAGAGGCGACCUUCACUUUCACGCUCUGCUUUAAGCCUGUCGCUUCCAUUUUGUGGCCACGUUUAGGGACCAUAUGUGUGUCUUUGUUGUGAUUUGUGGGGUUAUUUCCACAGCAGAGAGGCUUCACAGACUACAGCUUAGUGCUGUGAUGAUGCUGCCCACCUGUUAUUCAACCGUGUCUAUAACAAGGCCAAGCGAAUUUUAGACAGAGCGGGAUUAGUGGAAUUAAGAGGAAUAUCAGGACUGUGUGCUAAACUGUCACUGCUGCUAAAUUUAAACAACUAACUGGAUAAAGAUGAAGAAUUAUGACAGAGAUACAGAAAUAAAUGCAUUUUUAAUAAGCCUAACCAGGCGUAUUUUCAGCUUGGGAUAAAAGCUGUUAACAUUUCAUACUGCACGAUUUUUACAUUAUCAGUAAAAACAAAUCCAUUUUUAUAAUUACCGUCACUCUCUAUUGUUCUUCGUUCUAUUGUUCAACACUAUGAAAAAUGAGUGUUAUUUAAGGGAGAGAAAAAGAGAAUAAACAUUUCAUUGGUGGAAGGAAAAGGCUGUUCAUUUGAACAAAAGAUUAUUUUCAUGCUGAGUCAAAAGGAAAAAAAAAAUCAAGGAUUUCUCAGCGCGGCUGAAAUGCCUAACCAUCAGCACUUCUGCCGCGCCAGCAGAUUUUCUUUCCCCCUAUUGUGGAGACAUUUGACUUGAGUGUCUGUCGAACAACAAAGAGGGGUGGCUGAGAGGGUCCAUUAAUUACAUGCUUACUUUGCAUUAGAGGAAUGAGUCUAUGAGCUGUAAAGGCUGAGACAGCGCAGGUCCUAAAUGAUGAGCUCCGUGUCUGACCUUGGGUAAUAGAAACAGAGUAAACAAUGCUGCUUACACACGUACAGUUUGUUAUGUUGAAAAAAGGAUCCCAGUUAAAUUAAAGGCCACAUUGUUGUGUUUAAUAAAGAGGCCCUUCAGCUGUUUUUACUCAAUAGUGUCACUUUUUAACAGGUGGAUUUAGCAGGGAAUAGAUAUUGAAGCUGCUGCAUUUGCACGAUUGUUGAAGAGGUUUUUAUUUCUGUUGGAAAAAAGGAGAUUUUUUUCUUUCUUUAUCUUCUUUGUUAAACAACGAAAGGGUUGAUAUCUCUUAACAAAACCCAAUCAUGGUGCAGCAGAAUACUGUGUGCACAGACCUGCUGCUUCCCUGUCCCUGGGUGUCAUGGCCAUGUCUUUGACAGAGUGUGUGUGCGUGCGUGUGUGUGUGAACAGAACCCCUUGGGAACAGGGACGCUGUAGUAAGAGAGCACUUCAACUGAUUUCUUAAUGGCCUGUUUCUUGGAGGCUCUUCAACGUGCUCCCUGCUGCACACAGGUGACCCUCUUCACAAACAAUGUGUGUGAGGCCAUGCCUGACAUUAUCAAGCCUCAAGCACACUGUACUCCAUAAACUGUUAUUGUGUGCCGCAGAUAUAGAUACUUGAUCUGUUCCUCACACAAUUCUCUGCAGCUCCUCCGUCCCAACAGCUGCACUAUUUUACAUAUGAUAGCCUAUUGAUCACUUCUAAACUUUGAAUUUCAUUAAAAAGCAGUCAAUAACUAAUUUCCACUGCUUGCUGCACACAGUGCUUAGGAAUGGCUUUUUUUCUGCACUUAUGCACUAUUUCUCCCAAGAAAGGAGUUUCACUGGGUUUUAUCCUUACACACACAUGUUGAACCUAUAGAAUGUCAACACUUAAGGUGGAAUCCAUUUAGUAUUUAUUAAGCUCCUGAUAUUCACAGCACAGAAAUGUAUUGAGUGCUGUUAGCUGCCAGGAAGCCUUUUAGCUCCUCUGGCACCGGGCUGCUUUGGAGGGAAAGAAAAGACAUGAGUGAUGCCAACAGAAAUAAAUAUAUCUGUCUGAAAUCAUGCUCUGUACAGUUGGGCUGCAUUUAAAUGAGCUCUGCUACUUUGUGUUUUGUGGCAUUAUGCUUGGGGAAGAGGGAUGGAUUCCUGCAGGAUGUAAGCAGCAAUGUAACAAGUUUAUCUGGUCCAGAAAAGGUAUCUGUUUGCAAUGAAAAAUCAUUUACAAAUCAGGUAUGCAAGAUGUUUUGGAAAGUGUUUCUGAAAAAGUACCUGCCAAAAUAAAAGUGUAAAUAUUGGCCACAAUUCAGAGAUGAAACAUGAUUCGGAUGAAGAUUAUUAGGCUUCAUCCACGGAGGACUGACAUGAGAAACGGGAGGUCUCAUAAAUAAGACUCAUUUAUUUAGUAGGGGCUUUAAUAUGCACCUACUCACACAGGAGAUAUUCCUAAUGAGCUAUUAUCUGACGUUAAUCUUCAUGUAGAUUUGCAAUCCCCCUGAAUGUAGCCGAGCACAAUGUGCCUUCCUGCAUCACUUCACUAUUGUGUGAACAACCUGUGAGUUCUGGAAAAAAAGCAAUUAGCUCUGUGCUGCCACUCACUCUUUCACCGUUUCUACGCAGGGCAAUCAUCCAGCAUGAUAAUCAUGUAAUCAGCAGCAUGUCACUGUGUCCUUAUCCAUCACAACCCCUGGCCAACUGUGUUUGCGUGUGUCUCUUACCCAGGCUACAUCCAGGAUUACAUCACGCCAUCUGUAUACCAGGAGGAGAAGAAGAUGGAGCACAAGUUGGCCUCGCCGGUAUCGGACCCCCUCUACACCCAGGUGAGCAGCGGAGGGGAGUACUGCGACCCCGACCUGAAGCACCCGGACAGCCCACAGUCUGGCAUGACGGCCAGCGGCUUCUACAGUGGUGAAUCGGAGGCCCUGGCCGAGGGUUACACCAUGGAUGCCUUCUUCAUCUCUGACGGGCGCUCAAGACGGAAGGGUGACAGCGAGAGCAGAGGAGGGGGCUCCAGAAGCAGCAGUGCCAACGCCGGGGCUCAGGAGAGAGGGGUAGCUGGCACGCCUCGCCACACCUGCAACGAGUGCGGCAAGACGUACGCCACCUCCUCCAACCUCAGCAGACACAAGCAGACGCACCGCAGCCUGGACAGCAAGAUGGCCCGCAAGUGUCCCACCUGUAACAAAGUGUACGUGUCCAUGCCUGCGCUGGCCAUGCACAUCCUCACCCACGACCUCAAGCACAAGUGCGACGUGUGCAGCAAGGCCUUCAGCCGGCCGUGGCUCCUCCAAGGUCACAUGCGCUCGCACACGGGGGAGAAGCCCUUUGCCUGCGCGCACUGUGGCAAAGCCUUUGCUGACCGUUCAAACCUCCGCGCCCACAUGCAAACACACUCUGCCUUCAAGCACUACAGAUGCAAGCGCUGCAAUAAGACCUUCGCUCUCAAGUCCUACCUGAACAAGCACUAUGAGUCAGCUUGCUUCAAGGGCUCUGCAGACGAAGACGACUCUGGAUCAGAAAACUAACGGCAAGGAAGAAGCAAAAUUUUGAACCUCUGUUUGUCGGUUCACAACCAAUAACCCUGUUCACUCUGCCCUCCAUGCCUUUUUUCUUCCCUUUUUUUAGAAAGCAAUAUUUUCACUGAGAUUACGUGAAGAAACUCUUAUGAUUAUGGCAAAGACAAUUUCAAAAGAUGCUGGAUUUUUUCCCUGCACAGUAGCUAAUCGUCCACAGAAACAUACAAUCAAACAACCUUCCCCCAAAUAGAGACUGUAGAUGAUAGUUGUACACAAUUAAGCAACAUGUGCUUGCACGGAUGUGGGCACAUGGAUACACACUGACAGACACACUGACAUGCACACACUCACACACAGACACACAAUGUACGCACGUGUGCUCACACUCUUACACACACAAUUAUUUAUGAGGCCUGGCAUGUGAAUUUUUAUCAAUGACUAUAAUGAUAUUGAUAUCAAUAGUAAUAAUAUUUAGAUUCCUGAUAUUUUAUAGCAAAUAGUAAAAAGAAAAAGAAAAAAAAACAUAAAAAAGGACUAACAGUGUUCUUUUGUUUUUUAGAGACAAAAUGACCUCUUGUAUUUUUAUGCUGCUUUUUAUUUGCUAAGAAUUGAAUUCUUUUGCAACUGCCAACAUGAACUUUUUAUGAAAAUGUGAACUAUGACAGUAUUUGCAAAAAAGGGAGAUCAUUUUAAAAUGGUAAAAAGACAAGCCCUUUUUUCCACACCAAUGUUUCAAUUCAACGGAUGUUAUUUUUCUAUUUGAUUUUUCUAAAUUUAUUUUUUUGUGCUUAUUAUCCCUUGUUGAUCGAAAUCAUCUUUGUAACUGUGGGUACUCAAGAAAAAAAAUAAUUUGAAUAAGCUAUACAAGAUCAUAGACCAUAGGUCAUACAAUUCAACUCUGCAAGAGCAGAGCUUUUUAAACGUCUAACAAGCCUGUUGAACAGGCCUUCACACGCUGUCUGAUCAGAUUCAUAGUCUCAUUCUGAUGUACAGACUUGGACAAACACACUGGGAGCCAGACCAAAUGAUCUAAAGUAAUAAGUGCCAUGUGUGGUCGACUCGUCUAUAGCAAUGAAAACUCUCGUUGUUCUUCCUCCACCAUGGUGGCUUGCAUUGACUCAGCUGCCUUUAUGGUGCAUCGUCCCGUCUUUAAGAGCAAUCUCCACCCAGUGUUUGAGGUGCUCCCCCUCCGCCUGUGUUACCUCAGAGUGAAGGUAUGGACUCACACACCCUCAGUUACAAAGUGACACUCAAACCCUUCUGUUUGUCUCUUUUAUAUGUCGCUCAAAGCUCCGCCCACGGUUUAGAUGCGUUUCAUCUAUUUAUCAUGUAAAUACUUUAUUUAUCAACCUAUUUAUCUAUUUAUUUAUUGACCUUAUUUUUGUGUAUUUAUUGAAUACUCGCCCAUUUGUUAUUUAUCAUGUAUUUAUUUAUUGUUUAUUAUUUAAAAAAUGAACAUCCAUUCACCUUGUAAGAUGCUGCUGAUCUUCAAAGAAAAUGUUUAUAUGCAUGAAAACUGUAGAGAGUCCAUGGGACUUAGUUUUUUUUAAAGAGGAACAAUGUACAGAAUCAGUGUUAGGAAACUUCAAAUGAAUGCAGAAUGAAGUUUUUUGUUUCUGUGGCAAUAACUUUACUGACACAGCGAUUGACAUGUAUAACAAUCACAGCCGUCCUGUUUUCAGUCGAUUUAGGGCAAUAAAAAGAGAAAUAAACUAAUGAAAAUGAGACACCAAAAUAGCCAUCAUCUUGCUGGUUUCUAAAAGUCCAAUGCCUCCUUGUUACUGGAGAUUCUUGCCCCUUUUUAGUCUUAAAAUCUCAGGCAAUAAAUAUACAUCAGAAAUGGCUGAUGUGCAUGUAGACACCGGCCCAAAAAUGAAACACCAUCCAUUUGUUAAAAAAAUCAGACAGCCAAAAAUGUAGGUGUAAUCUAGCUUCACCAAGGUUUUAAAGGUGCAAAAGCAAUAAUGUUGGUGAUGCAGAAAUAUGAGCAACACUCUAUCCUUUUUACAGUGAGUCCAAAACUGCUUUAAGUGUUACUUUGACUGGAAACGGCUGCUUUUUUAUAUUACUGUCAGUAUUAUUUAAACCACUUCUUUGUUUUUAGAGCAACCAGGUAAAAAUAAAUCUCUUCCGACAGCUGAAAAGGCAGGUAUGAUCUUACUAUUUUGCUCAGAGGGUUACACAACAGGAUAACAAUGAAUCUCAUUUAGGUCACUUAACAAAGCUCACUGAUGCUUCUAAAUCAUUCUCAACAGAGUCAAACAGCUGCAGGAAACAGUUAAAGAUUUAAGGGAAACAAACAUCCUCAACAGCACUUAUCGUAAGAUGUUGAGCCAAACUGUCUUGUGGUAGGAAAAGUUCUGGAGACAACUGUGGUAGCAUGCUGCUCUGUUACACACUUCAAACUCCCCAAUUAUUUGUCCUUUCCAUCCGCCACCCCCAAAAACCCAAUACCAGCCGCCCUCAUCCAAACCCAACUGGCCCUAAACAGACGCAGCGAGGAUGAGAUGUGCUGAAGUGGGAUUGGCGGAGGGUGGUGGAGUGUGGGAGGAUAACAGGUGUUUGCAGACAGACUGCAGAUAGGGAGCGUAAUUGAGUCGGUGAGCGACCUCCAAGGGGAAGGUCAAGCACCAGCAGGCAAAUGCACUGUCAGCUAUUUGCAUAUUCCAAAUGGAUGACACGAUCACGGUAAUGCUGAGCUCGCCCUAAAAAGAAAACAUCAAAAAAACAAAGAGGAGUUUCGCUCGGUUUAUGCAUCCUCUCCUCUCCUGUUUUGCCAUCAUCCUGUCAAUGGUCGUCUAAGUGCUCCAGCUGAAUCACUGCAUGAGAGCAUCUAAACCACCUGUCUCCUUAUUCACUUGCAGACCACACAGUUUGGCACGUUGCUAUAUUCUUGUAGCGGCGCAGAAAUCAUUACUUCCUAUAGACUCGUUUUUGUAUGUUUUUUAUGUUUAUGGAACAGAGAGAACCUGGGGACUGUUUUGAUAAGGCAGAUAAAAGCAAUGAGAUCAUUAAAAACAUCAAUUGGAAAAUGUUUGCAGGCUUGUAUCUCGAACUGGCAGCGUUACAGAUCGUCUAAAGAGAAAAUACUAAUUACAGAAAACGAGGCUUCUCACUACAGAUGUAGGGAAACAUUGUUCCUCUUUGAUGAUUUUGUAAAUAUAUCUGUAAAUAUACCACAGCAAUAAUAUGACAAUGCAUGUAGACAUUUAAUUGCUCUUUUUCUAUUCAUGUUGUCUUUUUUAUUAAAAAAAAAGACAAAUACAGGUACCAAUUGCAGUCUGGGUGGCUAUGAGAAUCAGGGAGUGUCUUGAUUUAAAAAAAGCUAUCUGUUGUAAGUUACAAACAAAAACUUCCAACUCUGUGUAUCCUCAAAGAUUUGAUCAUGUUCUGUAUGAUUUUUCUUUUCCUUUUCUUGUUCUCUUUAUUUAUGUGCCCGGCUUGGCUGCGCAAUGAAAAAGUGCCAAAAAGUAUGAUUUCCAUGACAAAAGCCUUCAACAUAUGGUUGGCUGCUUGAAAACCUUCCAUAUGGUCCUCAAAGAAAAAAAAACUGAUUAAGAUUUUCCACUUUCUUUCUUUCUCACUGUCUCUCUCUUUAUCUUUCUAUUUCUCUGUUCCAGCUGAGUAUGAAGAAACUUAAGCCAUGAUUGCUGAGGGGUGUUUUGAUUUCUCUUGUUCUGCUACAAUUAAUACUGAUGACAACAAUAGCAAUGAUAACGUUAAUAAAAACAAUAGCACAAGGAACCACUCA
Messenger RNA from Xyrichtys novacula (pearly razorfish), 11245 nucleotides. The record is from the annotation of a GenBank genome assembly. Lineage: Eukaryota; Metazoa; Chordata; Actinopteri; Labriformes; Labridae.